Fimicolochytrium jonesii is the source of this 1524-nucleotide messenger RNA. RefSeq names its product pseudouridine synthase. Gene Ontology annotation, biological process: mRNA pseudouridine synthesis; tRNA pseudouridine synthesis. The record is from RefSeq and is a predicted model, not a curated record. The transcript is spliced from 2 exons. Lineage: Eukaryota; Fungi; Chytridiomycota; Chytridiomycetes; Spizellomycetales; Powellomycetaceae. Gene Ontology annotation, molecular function: pseudouridine synthase activity; RNA binding. Bases 1 to 1524 code for a protein of 507 amino acids. Gene Ontology annotation, cellular component: cytoplasm; nucleus.
AUGUCAACGGCCGACGACAACUACGCCUCAUGGUCCAAACCCGCCCUAAUCGAGCGCAUCCGCCAGCUCGAAGCCCGGGGAUCCCAGGGCGUCUCAACCGCUACAGCCCCUGUUUCCUCAGCACCAUCGGCCCCGUCAUCCUCCACCUCCAGAAAGCGCGCGAAACUCCCACCCCGCCCCUUCGACUUCAGCCUCCAUUCCGCACGCCCCAUCGCCCUCCAAAUCGCCUACCUCGGCCACAAUUACCACGGCCUGGCCUCGCAAGAAUCCGACACGGUGCCCACGAUUGAGUCGCAUUUGUUUGAUGCGCUGGUGACGGCGAGAUUGGUGCCGGGGAGGAAAGAGUGUGGGUGGAGUCGGUGUGGGAGGACAGAUCGGGGGGUUAGUGCUUUUGAGCAGGUUUGCGGGGUUUGGGUGCGGAGAAGGGAGAUGCAAAGCGCAGGAUCCGACGAAACAUCCCCCCUAGAAACAUGCUGGGAAACCGCCAACGAACUCGACUACGUUCUCCUCCUCAACCGGCUCCUCCCCGCCGACAUCCGCGUCCUCGCCUGGUCGCCCGUCCACCCAACCUUCGACGCCCGCUUCCUCUGCACGUAUCGGAGAUACAAAUACUUCUUCCCCGCCAACGGCCUCGACAUCCACGCCAUGCGCACCGCAUGCAAAUCAUACAUCGGCACACACGAUUUCCGCAACUUCUGUAAAAUCGACCCCGCCAAAUCCCUACAGAGCUAUCUCCGCACCGUGUUGCACGCGGAUAUCCGACCGUUGGGGCGGGAAGACGAUGUAACUUACCCUGACGUGGACUCCGACUUAUCUCUACAUGCAACAACCGGCCGCGCGCAGGACCCACAACAGAUAUAUGUAUUCACCAUCACCGGCCACGCCUUCCUCUGGCACCAAGUCCGCUGCCUGACCGCCAUCCUCCUCCUCAUUGGCUCGCAUCUCGAACGCGUUUCUCUCACUUCCACCCUCCUCGAUCUCACCCUCCACCCGCCUGACGCUGGACGGCCCGCGUACGAUAUGGCGAGUGAGAUACCCCUCGUGUUGGUGGAGUGCGGGUAUAAGGAGGGCACGUUUAGGUGGGUCUGUGGCGAGGGGGAACGGAGACGCGUGGCGGAGGGGUUGAGUGCGGUGUGGGAGGGGUGGGCGGUCCGGGCGGCGCAAGCGCGGUGUCUGAUGGAGAAGGUGAAUCCCAAUCCAAAACCAAACUCAACUGCGACGGAGCGGGAGGAAUAUUUCUACCCGACGCUUGGGUACGGGCCCACGACGGGCGGUGGUGGGCCCACGGGGGGCAAACGGUACAUCCCCGUGAUGCGCCGCCCGCGGUGCGAUUCGGUGGAGGUGAGAAUUGAGAAGAGUCGGGUCGCGAAGGGGCGGAAGGCUGGUGGUGUAUCUGAGUCUGCAGCUGCGCCGGUGACGCCGACGGAAAUGGAUGUGGAUGGCGAUGGAGCUGUGGAUUUGGAUGUGGACCCCCCGUCACCGCUGCCGACUACGACGACGGCUAAACGACCGCGGGUGGGUUGA